This is a messenger RNA of Camellia sinensis, 94 nucleotides long. The record is from RefSeq and is a predicted model, not a curated record. Lineage: Eukaryota; Viridiplantae; Streptophyta; Magnoliopsida; Ericales; Theaceae.
AGUGAAAUGGGACAUGACAGUGCAAUUCAGAAGGGUGAUCUAGCCUUGUCCUUUUUGCUUGCCAUCAGUUCAAUUGGUGCAACUGGGUCUCUCC